AUGCGCUUCUCAGCUUACUCCACCGCGAGCGUGUUGGCCGCUUUGGCCUCUGCUCAAACCUUCACGGAUUGCAACCCUAUGGAAAAGACUUGUGCCAACGACCCUGCCAUGCCUCAGACCUGGGAGACCGACUUCACUGCUGGCAAGGAUGCUAUCAAGGGCUGGAAGCAGACUGCAGGUGACCUCACCUAUGGACCUGAGGGAGCCGCGUUUACCGUGGCCAAGAAGGGCGAUGCGCCCACUAUUGGCUCUGAAGGAUAUCUCCAUUUCGGUUACGUCGAGGUUGUCAUGAAGGCCGCCCCUGGUACCGGCAUCGUUUCAUCUAUCGUUCUCCAGUCCGACAACUUGGAUGAGGUCGAUUGGGAAUGGAUUGGAGGCGUCGACAGCCGUGUGCAGAUGAAUUACUUUGGCAAGGGUAACACAACAACUUACGACCGCAUGAUCGAAGCCGAUGUUGCCAACAACCAAAAAGAGUUCCACAAAUACGCCCUCAACUGGACCUCAUCAGCCCUAACCUGGAUCAUCGACGACAAGCCCAUCCGCACCCUCAACUUCGCCGACGCAAACGGCGGCAAGAACUUCCCACAAACCCCUUGCAAUGUCCGCCUUGGCAACUGGCCCGGCGGCGACUCCAAAGACGAAGGAACCCGCCAAUGGGCCGGCGGCAACGUAACCUAUGAGAACGCUCCCUUCACCAUGACUGUCAAGAGCGUAAAAGUCAUAAACUACUCCCCGGGCAAAGAAUACGAAUGGACCGACAAAACCGGUAGCUUCCAAUCCAUCAAGGUCCUCGACGCCGGCAACAAAGACGGCGCCCCCAUCAACUCCACCCCCAUCACCAAGCCCGUAAACGGCACCCAGCCCCCCCUCGAAGCCGGCGUCGACGCCCCCGCCGCAAGCGGCUCAACAGGCUCAGGCAGCGGCGCAGACAAGCAAGAACCAUGCGACUGCGGAACCGCAUACGUAACCGUCACUGCUCCUCCCCCUGGUGCUUCUACUCCUCCUGCUACCACGGCGCCUCCCGCCACCAUCACCUCGACUUUCAACGCCGUACCCAUCGAGAGCGCAAAGAGCAUCCUGUCUUCCGUCCUCCGCUCUUCUUCUGCUGGCCUCGCGAUCGAUACCAGGUCUGCACCUGGUGUACCCGUGCCUACUGCGCCAACUGGUGCGAUCCCCUUGCCUCAGACUAACGGUACGGGCACGGCGGUUGCGCCGCCGCAGUUUACCGGUGCGGCGGGCAAGGUUGCCGGUGCUGCUGGGGGGCUUGUUGGCGUUGUGUUGGGAGCGGUCGUGAUGGCUUUGUAA
Messenger RNA from Bipolaris oryzae ATCC 44560, 1305 nucleotides. RefSeq names its product glycoside hydrolase family 16 protein. The coding region runs from base 1 to 1305 and encodes 434 amino acids. Gene Ontology annotation, cellular component: fungal-type cell wall. Gene Ontology annotation, biological process: carbohydrate metabolic process; fungal-type cell wall organization. NCBI's taxonomy places the organism in Eukaryota, Fungi, Ascomycota, Dothideomycetes, Pleosporales, Pleosporaceae. Gene Ontology annotation, molecular function: glycosyltransferase activity; hydrolase activity, hydrolyzing O-glycosyl compounds. The record is from RefSeq and is a predicted model, not a curated record. The transcript is spliced from 2 exons.